GAAGAAGCCAUGACGUUACCUACCCUAAAGUUGGCGUUCCAACAUGGCGCUGUCCUCUUUGAGGAUGGCUCAACAUUUGUCUUUGAUUGGACUCCGGAGAGUGACAACUAACUGCAAAAUAAACGACCUGUGCCCACCUUAUGCGGGUCUUCAGUCCAGAUGUUACUCUUCGUCAGAAGCGAGACGAGGUUUUGUACAUUAUGUCACUUCCAAGCUCCAAUGGGCAAACGACAAAUAUGAAGGUUUUCUCAAAAGACGAUUGCCCCGCGUCUAUGUGCUCCACCAUACUUUUUCACAAGGAUUCAAGCUUCUCUACCAAGAUGCCAAAGAGGUGAUGCAGAUAAAAACAAGGAUGGCAAGUCAUAGAAUCAAGUACACAGAUUUGUCCUAUAGGGAACUGGAGAAAGUCAGACAGUUUCGCCGAGACCUGAUCAAGACCAUCCCAGUGGCAAUAAUAGCCAUCCCUCCCUUUGCUAACUACCUAGUUUUCGUCUUGAUGUACCUUUUCCCCCGGCAGCUGCUGAUUCCUCAUUUUUGGACCCCAAAGCGGCAGGUAGAAUAUAGGCAAGUGUAUCAUUCAUUUAGGGCCCGGCACCACUGGCCCUUACUCAAAGGGCUCCAGCAAGUGAGCAGCCAGGUGAAAGAUUCUCAGCUACGGAGUCAUCUUAACCACCUGUGCUCCAAGGUACAGACUGGAGCAAACCCCAACGCGUCUGAAAUUCUUGCUGUUCGAGGCUUGUUUUCAGGGCCUCCCCUGGGUAUAAACAGGUUAAGUGGUGAUCAAAUGAGACAGAUCAGCUCAUUCCUUUUCUUGACACCCCGCCUCCCAGGGUUCUUAAUUAAACGGCGGCUACUUGGCCACGCUUCUGAGCUGACCCUGCUGGACCGAGCGCUCAUCAGGCUGGGUCCUCACCAACUCAGUGACUCAGAGAUGAGACAGGCAUGCUAUGUGAGAGGACUCAAUUCUGAUUGUGUUAGUACAGAAAAGUGUCGCGAGUGGUUAUACCAGUGGCUUGAAAUAUCCUCUUCACUGAAAGAAUCAGAAGUAUCGCUACUUUUGCACUGCCUUGCAUUUCUCUCCGCCAAUUACCCAAAUAACGGCAGCCACUCCUAACAAAGCCUGGAGCCCUCCUCUUCAGACCCUGGCCAGAAGUUACUUCUGACUCAUUUUUCCUGAUGAGAAUAUUUCAAAACAUGCUUCUCUUGGCAAAUUCAAAUUUUCUAGUUCAUGGGUAAAAUAAAAGCCCAACGCAUGUAUGCUGUAAAAUGUAAUUCCCAUUGCUGAUGCCAAACAUUUUUUCUGAGCACCUUUAGUUUUGGAUCAAAUCUUACACAGAGGCUGAUACUCCCAAAUUCUGUGAGGAUAUAAUGUGGAGUGCACUUUACAUGUUGCAGUGGUUCUAAUACACAUGUUAUUUCCUAAUAUAUCCAGAGUGUUAUUUGAUCAUUGUUUUCUGUUUACAUAUAACCACAAAUGUCCCCACAAAGCUACAGACUAGUACCAUGCACACAGGAUAAAUUUGCUAAUGGAGUGUUACCUUUGUUCAAACACAUCCCAAUUGUAAACACAGCUUUUUUGUGAACACAUUUGCAAGUUCCCAUCAAUCAUCUGCUGUAUUUGUUUUCAAUGCAUGUUCCUUAUUGUGUGCCCUGCUUAAUGUUAACUCAUGAUGGUAACUAGCAACCAAUUUGGCUGCAAGACUGUCUUUGAAGGAUAAAAUAAUAAAAGAAAAUAACCUGUCAUUACCAGUAUUUGUAAAUAUGUUCAAAUGUUUGCAAAAAAAUGUAUCUUAUUGAUCAAUCAAAGGCCUGAUUAGCCGGUAGAAGCCUAUUGAGUGAUGACAAUUUGCGUCAAAUUUGCUUCAUGUUAAAAGUCAAUGUUCACUCAUCUGGUCAGAUGAUGCUAAAAACUGUCAUUGAAGCUUUAUCUGUCCAAAUUGUGCUGACUGUACAAAGAGGAAGUUCUAAUGGAAAUACCACUUGCUCGUGUGCCCCUUACAAGGACUUGCACAUUACAUUUAAAAUGGGUUGCUGGCAUAACUUCUCAUGUUCGGUGAUGUGUUUUACAGUGCCAUGUAAUAAAGUUGUCCAAUAAAAAUGCAUCUACUCUUAAAUAAGUCAAUUUACAAAUAAUUUAAAAGGUUCUUUAAUAAAAACAGAUUGGGAACCAACAAACCUUAAAAACUACUAACUGAACAAGCAAAUUCAAAGAUUAUAUUCCUCAACCAUCAAGAAAACUGACAAAAGUAGACAGUAUUGCCUAAGAAAUGUAGAUUGCAUGCCUAAACACAUUUAAACCAGAAACACUCCUGACUUUUUAAAGCAUCCAAAAAGGAGACAUUGUUCUGUGCACUACAUCUGAUAAAACAAAGAAAAGAAUUUAGGCGCCAUGUUUAACUUGGGUGUGGACUAAAUCACAUGACCUCGUAGCCGCUACGGAUGCCUCUCAUCAGCACGCAGGCAAACACAACUCCCAUGAUCUGCAAACAGAACACAUUACAUAUUUAAAAAAAAAAAGCAUACUUGUCAAGUGUUUCUCAUGAAAGACUAGUAGUUAAGCGGUACACGUUUGUAAGUUUACAGUUACACACAUACCUCCACAAAAGCAAGAACGAGAGCUGCAAUUAUCACCCACUGGAUAUUUUUCCUCAGUAAAUCCUCGACUGCAGUGCGACAACCCUUGAGAGAGAGAAAAGCGAACAUUGUCGGUAAGACGGAUUGCCUCCUUAUGUGCGUAACAAACUCAUGUUUUUUGAAAAUGAGAACACUUGUUUAGGACGAGGUUCCAUGUAGCUUGUCAAACAUACUCCCUAUGUCCCCACAGAUCUGACAUUUGCAUUGGGUAUGCAACAAGAACAUGUUGCCAGAUCUUGAAUGGGUUACUGACAAAUUGAGGCAACGGGCCUUUGAACCAAUGCAGCUUGACUUAACAGGCUGCAGAAUAAAGUAUCUCCAACGUCCAUGUAAUAAGGCCAAACAAAGUCUAGUGUGGGACAUAUUUGAGCUAAUGGGUACAAGCUUGUGUGUUGUAUUUGAAUAUUACCUACACUGUACUACCAACUUCAAAUGUAAUGGCAGUGGCUCCCUGGACUGCACCUCAUGUUCUUGCUACUGGAUUUAGUCACUCAAUGGCAAUUUCCACGAUAAGUUCUUAUCAUAUUAUAUCAGUGUUCUGCAGUCACAGGUUUUUUUGUUGCAGUUGGAUUAUGCAUUAAAAUACAGACAUCAUGGCGGAGUCCCAGGCUCAAUUGACAUUCUGCUUUUUCAAUAACUUGUUCAGCUUUAAGCAAGGAUUACAGCAGCUAAGCUUUAAAGAGUACAGUCAUUUAAUUGCCACAGUUCCUUUUCAUCUGUAAUUUAUAUGAACACUUUUUCAAAUGCAUACAUAUUUGGUCCAAUUUUUGAAGUAGAAUGAAAUCUGUAUAAUGUAUACAGUACAGAUAGAUUUAUUUUGACAGUACAAGUUCCUUUUCCUUAAGUAUGGAUUAUUACCUGAAAAGUUUUUGAAUGGUUAAGUACUCUCUAAUAAGACCUUGAAACAUUGGCUGCUUAGAACCCAAAAUUGGAAUUAUAGUCAAUAGGCUACUGGUAUAAAAUGGAAAUGUAUACUAUAAAAUGGAAUAUGAAUUUUAUCAAUUGUUUUAUGUAUGCAUGGAGUGUACAAGGUGAAUGUGGCAGCAAUUCGGCACUUAAAUCUCGGAAUGUUACUUUUUAAUAUUGUGAAUCAGUGCACUGUUUUGAAUUUUUUUUUUUUUCAUUUUAAUAUGCCAACAGACUGGAGAUGAAAAUUAGCCAUUGGCUAUUAUGUCAAGUAUAUACAUGUCAAAUGUUAAUUAGGACAUCUUAAUCCUCCCUUUUUAAUCAGCUACAUCCAAAUCCAAUGAUCAGGUCAAUACGUAAAUCAGCGCUGAGUGCGGCGACUCCGACUGGUGUACUUACUGGCAAGUUUGACUUCAAAAUACACUUUAAAUGUUAAAGUACCACUGAUAGUCACACACACACACUAGGUGUGGUGAAAUCACCCUCUGCAUUUGACCCAUCCCCUUGUUCCACCCCCUGGUAGGUGAGGGGAGCAGUGAGCAACAGCGGUGGCCACGCUCGGGAAUAAUUUUGGGGAUUUAACCCCCAAUUUCAACCCUUGAUGUUGAGUACCAAGCAGGGAGAUAAUGGGUCCCAUUCUUAUAGUCUUUGGUAUAACUCGACUGGGGUUUGAACUCAAGACCUACCUAUAUCAAGGCGGACAAUAACCACAAGGCCACUGAGCAGGCUUGUUAUUUAAUAAGGUGUAGUUGAAUCAAUUCAACAAUGAGAUAAACAGUUUUGAGCAAAUAAAUGAGUGCAGUAAACAUUUAAAAAUGAUUCUGUAUGACAUUCUGACAAUAAAAUUGCAGUUGUGUCUAAAUAUUAUCCAUCCAUCCAUUUUCUACCGCUUAUUACCUUUGGGGUCACGAGAGGCGCUGGUGCCUAUCUCAGCUACAAUCGGGUAGUCUUUGUUAAUUUAAAUCAUGCAUGCAAGUAAUAACCUGUGAUGAAUUCAAAUUCAGUGUGAUUAAUCAUAUUUUUAAUGGUAAUUUGACAGCACUAACUAAAUAAAUGCCCGGCGACUAUGGUUACCUCUUGGUACACUUUGGCAGAAUCAGUCAUAGCCCCAAAUCCACAAUUGGUAGAGACAUUCAAGCAGCAUGAGUCAGGCACGGAGUUCUCAUCGAGUCGGAAGUUUCUCCAGUCGGAGGAGUUGUUCAUGCCACAGCAUUUCAACUGGAAGCGUAUAAUGGACAUUGUUGAGGUUCGAACAGGACCACAGGUUGAAUGUCACACAGCAGCUUAUGCAAAGGCAAACAUUCCUGCAGCACUAGGAUGCAGGCUUGUUAUGUGAGGGUGUAGUUGACUUAAUUCAACAAUGAGAGUGCAACUCACAUCCUCCUGCAUUGCAUCCACGCUCGCUUUGAAUUCAGCUGAGCUGUUGCUGUACCUGGAAAUCAUGUCCGCCAAACUAUCCUGGACGACAUCUGAGACCUUGUGGAGGACACAAGCUUUUUAUCAUCGGGCACACGAGUGGCAGGUCUCGCCCACGUUUCCAUCAUUCACUCACUUUGUUUCUGAAGAUGUAACCAGCGAUGGCCGCAGCAAUCUGAACGAUGAUGACUAGUGAGAGAAGGAUGGCAAACUGGGGGAGAGAAAAAUCCAAAAUUAAAAAUGUUUGUUUCGUCACUUGGUAGUUAUCCGACAACUCGAGUUACCAUGGUAACCAUGCAGUAGCUCUCCUUCCAGGCGCCACAGCAGCCAAAGAAAGCAACAAAGAAUAUGACCACACCGACUGCGAUGAUGACGAUGGGAGCUCCUGAAGCAGACGCAUCACUGAUCAUAAGGGUGCUGUGCAGGGACAUUUGGACCAGGACCCCCACUACGAUCAACGCAAGGCCACAUAGC
Messenger RNA from Nerophis ophidion (straightnose pipefish), 5430 nucleotides. RefSeq names its product LETM1 domain containing 1 (gene letmd1). Gene Ontology annotation, cellular component: mitochondrial inner membrane. Lineage: Eukaryota; Metazoa; Chordata; Actinopteri; Syngnathiformes; Syngnathidae. Gene Ontology annotation, molecular function: ribosome binding. Gene Ontology annotation, biological process: intracellular monoatomic cation homeostasis. Bases 44 to 1114 code for a protein of 356 amino acids. The record is from RefSeq and is a predicted model, not a curated record. The transcript has 9 exons.